GUAAGAGAUCUCCCUGACGCCCAUAGAUUCAAUUUCUCCUCCCGUGUGACUUACACAUGAAUAGAUGGAACAUCACGCCGGGCCCAGCGGCUUUUCAUGAAGCUUCAUCGCUUCUCUCUUCCCGAGCUGAGAGGAGACGAUGAACGACUCCGUAAAUCCAUGGUGAUCACCGAGUCCGCCCCGCGGCCGCUGCCCGGCGUCCUCUUACCUUCCCCGGGGCACCAUGGGCUCGUAAGAUGCCUUCUCUGUGGAAACGAAUAACAUUCUCGGUGGCCUCGGCGCUGUGUGUCGGCUCGGUGGCCCUCCUGGUGGUGGCCCUGUCCACAGAGCGGUGGGUUAUCGGGCGGAUUCUGUGUAAAACCGGGGUGGACAUCGUGAACGCGUCCAGUCCGGAGAUGGACCAGUUUAUCGGGGACAUUUACUACGGUUUGUUCCAGGGAGGAAAGACCAAGAGGUGCGGACUCGGGAACAGGCGCUCCAAAAUAUACAUUUUUCCAAAGCUGGUGCAGACGCUGAAUGGGGGUCUUCACAUGAUGGUGAUUCUCUUCCUGCUGGUGGCGGUUGGCUUCGCCCUGGUCAGUCUGUCCUUCUGCAUUUACAACGCACGCAAGGUCCCCUACCAGAGCAUAAAAGGGCACAAAGGACUUUACCUAUGGAACUUCAUUGCUGCUCUUUUUGGCGCCCUGGGGGUUCUUUGUUUCCUGGCAGCCGUGAAGCACCACCGUCUGACUGAGCGGGUGGCAAACCAUGGAGAGAACCUCUUCGUCCUGGAGGUUCUGGAUAACAGCCUGGACUGGUCCUUCUGGCUGGGAGUUGGCAGCGUUGGGACUCACUUUGUCGUUUGUGGAGUGGUCGCUAUGAGUCGCAUCAAGUUGCCCAAACCGGAGAUCAAGAAGCCGGAAGAGCCCACAAUCUCUGCCCUUGACCUGCUCUACUGAAGAACACACACACGUGUUGCACACACACAGAAAAAGAGUUAUUGGUUGUGUCUUCUGCUUUCAGCGUAGAAAGGAAAAGAAAAAAACACUUACUGACAUUUGUGAUGACACUGUUUUACUUAUUUCACACUCAUUCUCACUGAAAACUGGUUUUAAAGGACCUUAAUGUUUAUUUGUUCUUAUUGGUUCUGAAUAGAUAAUUGAUGAAAAAGCAAACUUGUCCAGUUUAGACAGAGGGAUUUAUUGUUGGGUUUACUUUGGUACUGUGGACGAUGAAGAGUGGUCCAACAGAAUCACUCUGAACAUUUUACGUUCAGUAUUGUAAAUUCGGUUUGUGUAGUAAAUAAAUGUCUGUAAAUAUGCUAUUUAUUUUUUCAUUGUACAUAAAGAAUGUAAAUUACAGACAUUUAAAAUAUCAUUCCCAGUUAUCUGAUCCUUUUUUGUGUGUGUCUGGUUCCU
Molecule: messenger RNA, 1397 nt
Organism: Xiphophorus couchianus (Monterrey platyfish)
Lineage: Eukaryota; Metazoa; Chordata; Actinopteri; Cyprinodontiformes; Poeciliidae
Gene: clrn2
Product: clarin 2
Exons: 3
Coding region: 237-938 (233 amino acids)
Source: RefSeq, a predicted model, not a curated record